UCCAGGCGCCCGGGAGGCGGAGUCGGCAGCGGAGGCUGCGCGCGGGCCACGCGCGGCGGCGACUCAGGCUAGGCAGCCGCGUUGCCCCACUGCCCUUCGGUGCGCGCAGGUCCGCUCCCCUUCCAAAAACUGCGGAGCGGGAGGCGCUGCCGCUAGUUCGAGAGCUCGGCCGGGGCAGCGCAGCCUCCGGCCGCCCCUCACUCCCGGGCGCCACAACCCGGCGCCCUCGCCGCUGCUGCGUCCCGCGAGACCUGUGUGGAGUCCGGGAGUCAGUUCGGGUUCCCUUUCAGCGCACGUGGUCCUGGGACAUUCCACCCAGGAACCCAGGCGGCACCGCGCAGGGAUUCCCAGCAGCGGGGUUCUGGCCCCAGCACGCGUUGCGGCAGCCUGGCGAGCCUCCUUGCGGCCUCCAAGUGCCGGUGGGGUGCGUGCGCAGGGGGCAGAAAAGUCAUGUCUUCUUCCAGAGUGGGACUCCGUUUGGCUGCCUGUUUACUAAACAUUUCAGAAGCCAGAAGAAAAUACAUUGUUGAGAACAUAGCAAAAGCAGCUCUUCUUGACAAAAAUGGAAAGGAACAUCCUCAAGUGUCAGUGCUCAAUAUAUUUUCUGAUCAAGACUACAAUAGAUCAGUCAUUACAAUAGCAGCUUCUGUUGAUAAGUUGGGCAGUUCUGUUCUGGCUGCCUGCCUAGAGGCCUUCCAGGCUAUCGAUAUGGAAGUUCAAGAGGGAAUCCACCCUUGCCUGGGAGCAGUGGACCUGGUUCCGAUUUACCCUCUCUCUGGAAUCACAGUGGAAGAGUGUGGAGUGGUGGCCAGAAGCCUUGCUGAGGAUCUGGUGCGGCAUGUUCCUGGCUGUAGCAUGUUUCUCUUUGGCGAAGCUGACCUGCCUGAGAAGCGUAGUCUUGUCCAGAGAAGGAAGCAGCUGGGUUGGUUCACGAGGAGAGAUUUCAGUGCUCUUCAGCUUGACCUGGGAGCUGCCCCUGCCCGAAGAUGUGGUUUAACAGGUGUUGGUGCCAGCCCGUAUGUGAUGAACUGCAACAUUACCAUAGAUUCUCAAGACAUGUCUGCAGGAAGAGAGAUCGCUAGUGCCAUUCGGGGCUCAAAUGCAAAUGGAUUGAAGGGUGUCCGAGCGAUGGCUUUUCCCCACGAGGGAAAAAUUGAAAUAGCCUGCAACGUGGAGAGUUUUGAUGACCAAGAAGCUGCAGAAAUCUCAGAAGACUUCCAAUGUGUGUCUUACAGUGUCCUUGGUGAUCAGUUUUCUUACGUGUCUCCUCAUUACAUAGAAGCUCAAGUUAAAAAGUUGGCAAGUGAUUGGGGAAUUGGUACUAAAGGGAGAGCAUUAGUUGGAUUUACACCCCAAGAGUGCAAGAACUGUGCUGAAUAUGCUAUAAAGGAAAAUAUUGGGGAAUUCUGGAAGAUUCGGGGAGGUGUUUUCAUGUGAUCCAAUCUAAGGCCUCACUGAAAUUUUAAGGAAAAUUAUUAGUCGUUACAAAAUUUUCUUUUGAGCAGUGAAGAUGUGGAGAAACUACAAAGGGCUUAGUUGCAGCCAUGUAUUGGAAAAUUGAAAGCAUUCUUUGUUCAACAACAAGUGUUCAUAGAUUAUUCUUAAUUACCUUGUAUUUCUAGUCAUUGUUACAAUUUCGAGAGAAUCUACUUUGUAUCAUGUGCUAGUAAUUUGUAAGCAUUAGAAGCUCUUCUGAAUCAACUGAGUAAAAUGGCCAUGGUUUCUGAACCAUCUUUCAUUAUUAUAAGAAAAAAAGAUAAAAUGGACUUGAUUGGAUUUUCCUGAAUGAACUCUCAAGUUCCAUAUUCAACUCUCAUGUUUUGAGUAAUUACUACUUUAUUUAUUUAUUUUUUUGAGACAGGGUCUCACUCUGUCACCCAGGCUCAUGGAUCAUUGCAGCCUCUCCCUCCUGGGCUUAGGCAGCCCUCCCACCUCAGCUUCCCAAGUAGAGG
Molecule: messenger RNA, 1952 nt
Organism: Chlorocebus sabaeus (green monkey)
Lineage: Eukaryota; Metazoa; Chordata; Mammalia; Primates; Cercopithecidae
Gene: FTCDNL1
Product: formiminotransferase cyclodeaminase N-terminal like
Molecular function (GO): folic acid binding; transferase activity
Source: RefSeq, a predicted model, not a curated record